AUGUCUCCAUUCCCCCAAUGGGUUCUCCAGGUGCCCUUCCGCUCGAGCCUCCUUCGCCUGCUCCAAACAGGAAAGCUCGUUCAGUCGGACGAGAGCUCGGUCCACACCAUGGCGACGCUGGUCUAUCGCAGGACGUUGGACCCGGUCGCAAUCCACUACAAGAUAGGAAAGAAGACCAUCGUCUUGCCUCCCGCUCACAAACCCAGACCCAGCUUUUGA
Molecule: messenger RNA, 219 nt
Organism: Microbotryum saponariae
Lineage: Eukaryota; Fungi; Basidiomycota; Microbotryomycetes; Microbotryales; Microbotryaceae
Source: the annotation of a GenBank genome assembly